Uranotaenia lowii is the source of this 1077-nucleotide messenger RNA. RefSeq names its product copper homeostasis protein cutC homolog. Gene Ontology annotation, molecular function: copper ion binding. The transcript has 2 exons. Lineage: Eukaryota; Metazoa; Arthropoda; Insecta; Diptera; Culicidae. Bases 144 to 953 code for a protein of 269 amino acids. The record is from RefSeq and is a predicted model, not a curated record.
UUGUUGUGUCUACCGAGGGAGUCCGCAUGAAAAUAGACAAGAAAGUAACAACUUUUGAAAAGGGAAAUAAAUUACGAAUUUACGCUUUCCAUAACGAGGUCAUUGUUCGCGUGAAGGCUUAAAAGCUUGGAACAGACCUGGUAAUGGCACCACUGUUGCUAGAGAUCUGUAUCGAUUCGUUCGAAUCAGCCGUUGCCGCCAUCCGUGGUGGCGCCAAUCGAUUGGAGCUGUGCGCCGCCCUAAGUGAAGGGGGCCUAACGCCGUCGGUUGGUUUGCUACGAGAGCUCCGUGCGUAUCUAGCUGAGCAAAACAAAUCUACGCAGGUUCAACUGUACGCCAUGAUCCGUUGCCGACGGGGAAGUGACUUUCGCUACAGCGAAGCUGAGAUGCGAAUAAUGUUGUACGAUUUACGUUUGCUAGCUGAAAACGGUGCCGAUGGGUUCGUGUUCGGUGCUUUGGAUGAAAUGGGUGAAAUCCAUAGGGAGCACUGUCAGCAGGUUGCUUCGGCUGCAGGCAAGCUACCACUUACGUUUCACAGAGCUUGGGAUUGUACCGAUCGUUCGAAGAUGGAACCUAAUCUACAGUUGAUCGCUUCAAUGGGAUACUCGACCGUUCUGACUAGUGGGUUCGAGAGGACAGCAUUGAAAGGAAUCGAAGCGAUCAGCCAAGUGGUUCAAAUUGCCAAACAUAUCAGUGAGAAAACUGGUUUCAAUCUUACUAUAAUGCCAGGGUCUGGAGUUACACCGGAAAACGCCCGGAUGAUCGCUGAAAAAAGUCUUAGUUCAGCAAUUCACGCAUCAGCAAGAUCUGCGAAGAAUUUGCAACUUGAAAAUAAUGACUCCACAAAUUCCAAGAUUUCUAUGGGAGGAAACAAUGAAGAUGACUUAUGCUUGAUGGUGUGCAACGAGGAAAUCGUUGAGAGUAUCAAACAUGCGCUAGAAUUGGUAUGUUAAAUGGAAAGAAACAUGAUCAUGUUCAAAGUAAUUAAAAGUUAUGUUUUUAUAACAGAAAUUGAAAUUACUGGAUGUUAAAAAGAAUUCUUUUUUUAUAAUCGUUUAUUUUAGUUUUGUUUGUUCA